AAUUCCUUCAAACCAAACCCUAUUAUACUCUAAUUCAUAAUUUAACCACUCAAAUUUAAUUUGAUAAAAACAACUCAAUCCAAAUUCCACACACGCUUCAUUUUUCCUAAUUCAAUAAAACCAUUUCUACUGUGCCACACACUCACAGCAUUUGUAUUAAUGUAGUGGAUUAGACUAACAAACAAAAAAUUAAAUUAAACGAAAAGGAAAACGUGGGGGGCAAAAUGUGUUCAACUUCAACCAUACAUACAAAGAAAAAACCCUUCAUGCAGCUAACAUCUCCCUCCCUCCCUCUCUCUCUCUCUCUCUCUCAUGGCUGCCGCCAAAAAGGGAAGAAAAAAGGGCAAUAGAAGCAGCUUCCUCUGCUCCUUUGCUGCCUGUUUCGGUUCCAACAAAGUCUCCGCCGAUCAUAGCGACAGAAAAUCGCUCUCCGGCCGCCAGCCGCGAGCUGCUCUUCCGGUCAACGAUCACUAUACUCAGGCGCCGCCGUCGGAGAUCGUGAAGGCUUCGAGCAAAGAAAUUCAUGUUGUGGAACAGGAUGAGGAGAAGAUCGCAAUUCCAUCUGCGGAUGAACUAAUUAUCACUAAUAAGUCACACGAAAAUAGAGAGGAAUCCAAUCCAAUAACAACAAGUUCGAUAGUAAAACGGGGGGAAAAACAAAACGGCACCGCGGGUGGCACGUGGACAAAGCAACGCAAGCUGUCGCACUCAGCUUCGCUGCCGCCGCUGCAUCAGAAGAAACAGGCGGCGGGCGGCGGAGACAAAACGGUGGUAGUCGGCGAAUUUGACUCGACGGUUGGCGCGGUGAUAAUAUCGGUGACUUUGGUAGUGAUGAUAAUUUGGGGUAAAGUUUGGGCGAUUUUGUGUAUGGCAGCUUGGUUUUACUUCAUACCUCGAUUUAGAGCAAAAAUGGACGAAUCAUACGCGAUUAAAUUCAAGAGCGGCGAAAGCGACGCUGUUGAUUUUGAUUCGUGGGAGUAUAAGAAAAGGGUUGUUUUGCAAGGAUUGCUCCAUCGAAAUCAAACCCUAUGACUGCGAGUUUUGUGUUUUAGAUGCUGUGGUGUAAUUUAUCUAUACUUUUUUUUUUUUCGUUUAAUUUUGAUCGAGUCUGUUUAAAAUUGGGUGUUUUUUUUUCUUUUCUUUUUUCAAGAUAAUUGUAUACAUGUUAGGAGUGUUUUUUCUUUUCUUUUUUUUAAUCAUAUAUAUAUAUCUAUAUUUGAAUUACGUAUUUCAAA
Molecule: messenger RNA, 1235 nt
Organism: Salvia miltiorrhiza (redroot sage)
Lineage: Eukaryota; Viridiplantae; Streptophyta; Magnoliopsida; Lamiales; Lamiaceae
Exons: 2
Coding region: 313-1032 (239 amino acids)
Source: RefSeq, a predicted model, not a curated record